Messenger RNA from Brassica napus (rape), 993 nucleotides. Its product is annotated as beta-glucosidase 28-like. The transcript has 7 exons. Gene Ontology annotation, biological process: carbohydrate metabolic process. The coding region runs from base 1 to 993 and encodes 330 amino acids. The record is from RefSeq and is a predicted model, not a curated record. NCBI's taxonomy places the organism in Eukaryota, Viridiplantae, Streptophyta, Magnoliopsida, Brassicales, Brassicaceae. Gene Ontology annotation, molecular function: beta-glucosidase activity.
AUGGUUCUCAGCGAUGAUUAUUUGUGGUACUAUGAGUUGGAUUAUUUGGAAAUUUUGAUUGCACAUGCAUGUGCAAAGUUGAAAACUUCACAAGACGGUCAGAUUGGGAUAGUGUUAUCACCGUUGUGGUUUGAGCCUUACUCUACUUCUCUUGAAGAUAACGAAGCUGUUAAAAGAGCUCUUGCCAUUGAACUAGAUUGGCACUUUGAUCCAGUUAUCCACGGAGAUUAUCCAGAAAUACUGAAGAAGCAACUCGGAAAUAGAUUACCAUCUUUCACUGCAGAACAAUCCAAAAUGUUAAAAAACUCAUCGGAUUUUAUUGGAGUAAACUAUUAUACUGGACGCUACAUUGCUCUUCUUCCUUACGUUGACCCUGCACGACCUCGAUUCAAGACUGAUCAACAGCCAGAAUGGAGAGUAACAAACAUAGGACCAGAGGAAGAUCGAGGCAUACUCCACUCAGUACCAGAAGGUUUACGAAAAGUUCUUAACUACAUCAAAGAUAAAUACAAUAACCCUACAGUCUACAUAAAAGAGAACGGAAUUAAUGACUACGACGACGGUAGAAAGUCACGAGGGGACAUUCUCAAUGACACUUUUAGGAUAAAGUAUCACGAGGACCAUCUCCAACAACUCUACAAAGCCAUAAUAGAGGAUGGAUGUGACGUCAGAGGAUAUUACGCAUGGUCUUUGCUAGACAAUUUUGAGUGGGAGCAUGGAUACAAUACUAGAUUCGGUCUGUACUAUGUUGAUUACGACAACAAUCUCGAACGGUAUCCCAAAGAUUCUGUUAACUGGUUUAAACGAUUUCUCAAUAGACUUGACGUAAAGAGUGAAGAAAUAAAGAAGGAAGAAGUAUGGGAUGUGUCACGUAAUAAUGAGACUCUUGAUAAUGAUGCAAAAGGUUUCGAGGCAUCCGUUCGCUCGAUUAUCUAUCUCAUGACGAAUUCAUCGAGAAGAGAAGAAUCGUUGCACUUUGGAGUUUCCUUAUAA